CUCAGGCUCCAUACGAAAUGUCGAAUACCUGGUGGUGGCUUUCAGUAGUGUUACUAAUCUUAGGGCUAAUGCCUGGCAUGAGUCAGCAGGCGGCCCUGGCCGAAUCGGAUUACUAUACGGCCGGAGUGGUGGAGUUCAAACAGUCGAUCUUAAGUCUAUCGGCCUGGUCGGAUUCCCUUGCUGGCUAUGUGGAGAUCAUAAACUCUGAGAACGCCAGUGCCACCGACAUCAUUGUGUUUCCCGAGAGCACACUGAACUCCGCGGGUUCCACGACCUUUGUGCCCAAUCCCGAGGAUCAGAUAAACCCGUGUUUGAGUGACCCCAAUGCCACCUACUAUGAGGAGUUUCUGGUGACCCUGUCGUGCGCGGCCCGCAAUGCCAGUAAAUACAUUGUGAUCAAUCUGACCGAGAAGCAAAAGUGCGAGGAUAUUCCCGAGGAUACGAGGCCAUGUGCAUCUAACGGACUGAAUGUUUUCAACACCAAUGUAGUGUUCGAUCGUCAGGGAGUCGUGGUGUCCAGGUACCGAAAGGUUCAUCUCUAUGGUGAAGCAAAGAACAGCACUUUUCUGCCCGAGCUGAUCACCUUCGAGACAGACUUUGGGGUCACCUUCGGUCAUUUCAUCUGCUUCGACAUCCUGUUCUACACUCCCGCCCAUCAACUCAUCGUGGAGCAGGGUAUUACGGACUUCGUGUAUCCGGCCAUGUGGUUCUCCCAACUGCCCUUCCUCACGGCUGUUCAGACGCAACAAGGUUGGGCCUAUGCCAACGAUGUGAAUCUCCUGGCGUCUGGAGCCAGUCGUCCCUCCAUUGGCAAUAGUGGAUCGGGCAUCUAUCACGGACGUUCCGGCACUUUGACCAGUGUCAUGCGCCAGGACUCCGGCGAGAGGGCCAUCUAUGUGGCCCAGGUGCCCAAGUAUACUCGCAGUAGAUCCCUGAAGAAACGUGCGAAGAGGAGUCUACAGGAGAUCCAAACCCGUCAGGUGGCCUCAAGCUCGAGUUUCUACAUGAAGCGCGAUUACGUGGAGAACUAUGAGUCUGAGUUGCUCAAGUUGGACGAGGGAACUAGUGGUGCUAUCAAUAGAACCAUCUGCCAGGGCAGCUUUUGCUGUAACUUCGACAUAGCGUGGAGAUCCUUGGGUACAGCGACGGAGAAUGGUAGCUACUAUAGCUAUCGAUUGGGAACCUACGAUGGCUGGCGCAACGAGAACAAUGUGGAUGCCAAUUACAUACGUAAUUGUGCGCUGUUCACCUGUUCUGGGGACUCCAUCGAUGAUUGUGGCAAACUAUUGCCCACCGAGGGUGAGCUUCAGCAGUCGCGAGUGACUUUCACGCGCCUGGCGAUCGGUGUUACCUAUCCAGAGUCACGGGAGUUUCUGCUAUUUCCGGACACCCUGCAAGAUAGUUUGCUGCCCCUGGAACCGAGCCAGUUUGAAUGGUCUCAGCGAAAGCCCACGGAAGAUAGCUAUGUCCAAGAAGUUCGCUUUGCCCUGAAGGAAACCCAGGAGCUGAGCAAUCUGUUGACCUUUGGCAUCUAUGGAAAUUACUACGACAAUGAGUGUACAUUUGGUGUUGGCACCGAAGAGGAGCAGCUGGCCUGCGGCUAUAGAAGCGGAUCCCCCGGACUGAGAAUCCUUGGGGGUUGGCUAGCAAUGCCGCUGAUUAUCCUGGCUAUUGCCAGGACAAUGAGUUCAUAAGAUCAAAGUGACACGGGUGUCUUAGGCAUUUUAAGUCAAAUGUCGUAGGGUUCACAUGACGUUGGAUUCUUAUUUUUUAUUUUUUUUUUUACUUACUUCUAAUGCUCGAUAUUAACAGUAUUUAUAUUAAGCAGUCAAAAAUAAAAAAUGCUCUCGACUUGUUGAUAAUU
This is a messenger RNA of Drosophila melanogaster (fruit fly), 1864 nucleotides long. RefSeq names its product vanin-like (gene vanin-like). NCBI's taxonomy places the organism in Eukaryota, Metazoa, Arthropoda, Insecta, Diptera, Drosophilidae. Gene Ontology annotation, cellular component: plasma membrane. The transcript has 4 exons. The coding region runs from base 18 to 1694 and encodes 558 amino acids. The record is from RefSeq and is marked reviewed. Gene Ontology annotation, molecular function: hydrolase activity, acting on carbon-nitrogen (but not peptide) bonds, in linear amides.